Messenger RNA from Ochotona curzoniae (black-lipped pika), 550 nucleotides. It is a transcript of the gene NDUFA11, whose product is annotated as NADH:ubiquinone oxidoreductase subunit A11. NCBI's taxonomy places the organism in Eukaryota, Metazoa, Chordata, Mammalia, Lagomorpha, Ochotonidae. The record is from RefSeq and is a predicted model, not a curated record. The transcript has 4 exons. Bases 53 to 478 code for a protein of 141 amino acids. Gene Ontology annotation, biological process: mitochondrial respiratory chain complex I assembly.
CGGCAGGAAGUCUCGCGAGAGGCGGCGCCGGCUGUCCUUGGGCGCGGGGACCAUGGCGGCCACGUUGCUGCGGCAGUUCACGGACGUCCCCGAUGGCACCGACUGUCACCGCAAGGCCUACGCCAGCACCGGCCUGGGCGGCGCCGCGGGCCUGGCCAUCUCCGCCUACAGCCUCGCACUCAAUCCCGCGGGCACCGUCCUCGAGGGAGUGGCACGGGCCGGACGUCACACGUUCACCGCAGCUGCCAUCGGAGCCAUAUUCGGCCUGGCGUCGUGCGUCAGCACCCAGGUCCGCGAGAAGCCGGACGACCCCCUGAACUACUUCAUCGGGGGCUGUGCCGGGGGCCUGGUCCUGGGAGCACGCACUCACAGCUAUGGGAUCGGAGCCACCAGCUGCGUGUACCUAGGCACCAUGGCCGCCCUGGUCAAGAUGGGCCAGCUGGAAGGCUGGCAGCUCUUUCCAAGCCCCAAGGUGUGACCACCGCCGACUGCGAGCCCUGGGACAGGCGGGCACAUGUGCGGCUGGAAAUAAACCCUGUGUGUACGCGUG